Molecule: messenger RNA, 3751 nt
Organism: Penaeus indicus
Lineage: Eukaryota; Metazoa; Arthropoda; Malacostraca; Decapoda; Penaeidae
Exons: 11
Coding region: 131-3751 (1206 amino acids)
Biological process (GO): cilium assembly; centriole elongation
Cellular component (GO): centriole; centriolar satellite
Source: RefSeq, a predicted model, not a curated record
GAGGAACUACGGCGGUAAACAAAGGCCCGGACGGCGGAGGGUUUGAACGCAGGCCAAUAUGUUCUCUCGUUCACUCAGGAGGUUCAGUUCAUCGUUUGUUCAGCCUAAGUCUUAGCAGUCAGCCAAUGCCAUGGCGGACAGAACCCUCCCCCCCCAAGUGGAGGGGCCGUCACAGGGCCGCCUCGAUAUGAUAGUCGGCCGGCCGUCUCUGUUCCCCGCGCCCAAGGCAACACAAACCUUCGUCUUCACAUUCAGGUGGUGGGGGGACACGCAACCCUGUGUGUUACGGCUUCCUCCAAACAAAAGCGAAGUAAGAAUUGUUUAUCACAUAACAUGCAGCCCCCGGUCCUUCCGUCAGUAUCUUCUGGAUGCUGGAAGCCUGCACGUGAGCCUCAGGAUAGAAGGCUCUGGGAAAACGCACGAUAUGGAGGAGGACCAUCAGCUAAACAACGAGUUACAGAAUCUGAAAAAAUCUGGAAUGGAAACCCCGAGACAGAAGUUGCUGAGAAGGCAGCUGCGUCUCAAGAAGGGCUGGCAAGAUGGGGAUGUCGUUGGGAGCUUCAUGUUACCGGACAUGAAGCUGAACACCAGAGGUGACUAUGUCCGUGAGUGCAGGAUAGUCGACUCCUCCGCAGAUAUUGUUGGCACGAUUGUGGUGACAUUGGUAUUUCUUGAAGGGAGCCUGGAUGACUUUCACCACCUGAAGAUUUCAAAUGACGAACAAACAUCACCAAACGACAAGAGCAGUGAAGCAAAGACCAAAGGCCGGCCCUCCGGAAUCCCGGUGAGGGAGACCCACGCUAGUAAAAUUCCCAAGAAUGUCAAUGAAGGAUACAGACCAAGGAGUAGAAGUAGCAGCUUCAGGAAUUCUCCGAGAUCGAAGAGCGAUCCGCUGAAGUCUCCCAGGAAACAGCAAGGGGACCACUUCAUCCAGGGAAAGGAAAACGAGGCUCCACCGAGAAUGAGGGAAGCCAAGGGGAGUCGGCCAAUGGAGAGCCAAGAGCCCCAGGUUGUGCUGCGGAGAGGGAGGGGUGAGAACCAGUCUCUCAUCAGGGAACGGCCAGCAAGUUGGGGUCUGUAUCCUCUGUUAAAUGGGGCGGAUCCAUAUUCCUUAGUUGAGUCUGGAGCUGUGAAGAAGGAGGACCUUCCUAUCCUCAUGCAGGUCCUGGAGGGUAGAUCACCUAGCCUUGAUCUCUCCAACCUUGACCCAGACACACAGAAGCUCCUUGAGGGACUAGACCUGUCCAUGAGCUUCUCGGGAAUCAGCUCCACAUCCCCAGGGAGAAGCUUCUCCAGGAGUGAGACCUCAGGAAUGGAGAAGAAGGGAGAGAAACCCAGGUCACAGGGGUUCUCUGUCUUCAAGGGGAACGAGCAGGAUGCAAUCAGCUUCUCAGGCAUGUCCAUGACCUCAGGAGUGUGGCCAUUGGAGAGGAUGGAGGAGUGCCAGGGUAGCAAGCCAGUGUUGCAGGAAAGGGUACAACCCCAUGCAAGUCCCAGGGCUGCUAGGAGGCUCAGUCAAGUUGGCAGUGCAAAAUCAAAGAUACCCAUGAGCCACGCAGGAUCCAAGAGCCCAGGGACAGCUUGCCGGUCUUUGCUGUCAAGGCCGACUGCGGAGAGGACCCUUUCAGCUGCAGCCAGGGAUGCUUCAUUCACCUCAAAGGAUGAAGAGGAACUUUCUGAUAUUCAGGAAAAUGGACCCAUAGGGAGAAGGGCUUCUGACGGGCCAUCAACAAGGAGGGGCUCUGAAGAAGAGGGUUCAGUAUUGGUAGUCGAUAUUGGCACACUGACUUUGGCUCCCUCACUGCUUCCCGUCAGACCACCUGAUAAGAAGGAGAAGAUCAGUGGUGUGAAGGUCAUGCAUCGCAGUAGAGUGUGCUACCUGACCACAUUGGAGGUGAAGUUACCAGCAGUUGAAAUACCUCCAGAAUGGGACUUGUUGCAGACUUGUGCUUCGAGACAAUUAGCUGACAAUGAAAUCAACUACAAUGUAAGGGAGGUGCUGAAGCUUCCCCCAGCACCAGCACUGGAGAUCCUCAGAGGUCAGCUGGAAAUCAGAUCUGUGUGUCGGCGCCUUGGAGAAAGGGACAGUGAAGAAGUUGGCAGUGCUAGUGUCAGCAUGAUGGACUUGUGGCAGCUCAGUGGCUCAGAGGUGCAGGUACCUCUCUUCCGUUCUGAAGUACCAGAUGGCAAAGAUUCGCUGACCAAGAGACGGAAGGCCAAGAGGAAAGAGGAGGGAGACGUGAAGCAGUCCUAUGCAAAUUUAACCUUCACUGCAAGGCUGGGGCUGGCGGUGGGACAAUCACAUCAUGCUGCGGACCUUGAAGAACCCUGGGAUCUCCAUCACAGAAAAGGCUCACAUGACGUCGGAUCCCACGUGGGACACCCUGAUUCGAAACCAAAAGAAAUCCCUUACCUUGCCAAGCUGAGGGAGAAGGGAUAUACACAUGCACUGCCUUCCACUCCCCCACCACAUGCUGGCCCCAGGUCUCACAGAGAUCCUGACGGCGAAGAUAGAGAGGUUAUACGGAUUUUCAAACCCCGACCUGUUCCACCUGAGAAUUACGAACCCUUCCAGUCAGCUGUCUUCAACUCAAUAUACCUCCCAACACACAUGAGCCCCAGAGAAAAAAUUUACAAUGGGGCUUGGCAACAGCAACCGGGGAGAGUCGAGGUGGUGGACAGCAUCCUGAGCAGCCCUGUCCCUACCAAGGUUGUUAGCUCCUGUGAUACUGGAUUUCGCAUUUACCAGGGCUCGUUUCUUGCUGGCAUUAAUGGUCAUGAUCCUCAGACAAACAACCAGCCUGUUGAAAGUGGAGGGGAAUCUCCAUGUAUCAGGACUAUUGGCGACUUCCACGCAGACUACAUUGAACACGCAUUACUGAAUCGGAGAUCGAGUGCCGAGAUGAAGCAGGAAGAGAGGAGAGGGUCCUGUAGGGUGCAUUUAGAAAUCCUAAAAGGCAGAAACCUCCCGUGGGUGGAGGGGCCCGAUGGAACCCUAAAGCCACCCAGCUGCUAUGUGAGAGCAACCAUAGGGUCACAUAAUAUCCAGACUAAUAUAUGCUUAGAAGCUGAUAAUCCCAUGUGGAAUUAUGCAGCUGACGUCUUACUGCCAUAUUCACAACUCUGUCAAACUGAUGGGAAUUUAAUACUAAAGGUCCAUCAUGGAUCCUGGGAUCAGCCACCCUCAUUAGAAGAUCCAUUAAUGGGUUUUGUGUGUGUGGAUGCCACCUCUAUAUGGAGUGGACAUGUCUCCCUCUGUGGCUGGUACCCGUUGCUUGACCUUCGAGGAUGUGUCAGGGGGCAUCUCAAAGUAUCAUUAACUCCACAUGAACCUCCUCAAGCUGGUGGUCCACCAAGGAAAGCAUGUUACUCGGUGAACCUACAUGAAAAUGUUGGUCAGAAGGUGAUGCCAGAAACUUACAGGUCUGGGCCCACAUGCUCUCAACGUUCUGACAAGAGCAGUGACACUAGUUUGAGGGAGAGGCAGAGUCACGUGGCAAGCGAUGCAGAAACGUCUAAGAGGGAGUCUUUAAAACCCCUGUCUCCAAACAUCAUGCAGAAACAUUCUCCCAAAUCCCAGAGAAAAUCCUAUAGCAGCGGAAGUGAAGGAAGCACUAGCGAUGCAAGUAGUUCGCCUUACAAGAAUGUCGAUUCGUCUGUUUAUUCCAAGUAUUCUGUGAUAAGUUCUGGAUCUGUUGUUGUUGAUGGUGAGGUUCUGAAUGAUGUGUCUGGAAAGAAGUAUAUAAAUUGA